AUUUUCGUUAAAAAAAUAAAACUAAAAAUAGAAACGACACUUUUGAGCGUUCACCGACCGCGCAGGGAUGAAGGAAGAAGAAGCGACGAUGGAGCAUCGAUCAUCAUCAUCAUUAUCAUCUAGAGCUCUGAGUCGUUCGUUUCUAGGGUUAAGUUUAGGGUUAGGGUUUCUGGUCGCCGUCGCCGCCGUCAUCGUCAAUUUCUACUACAAGAGACCAGCUCAAACUAGUCUGUGGACCGCCGAGGAAUUGACUGCUUAUAAUGGGACUGAUGAGAGAUUGCCUAUUUUGUUAGGGAUUCUUGGCUCAGUGUUUGAUGUAAGUAAGGGAAGAUCACAUUAUGGUCCUGGAGGCGGCUACCAUCAUUUUGCUGGCAGAGAUGCAUCACGCGCUUUUGUUUCAGGAAAUUUUACAGGGGAUGGAUUAACUGAUUCAUUGCUUGGUCUCACAAGUACUGAGGUGAAUAGUAUUGUUGAUUGGCGGAAGUUUUACCAUGAAAGAUACAUAUUUGUAGGUAAACUUGCUGGUCGUUACUAUGAUGACCAGGGUAAUCCCACGAAAUAUUUGAAAGGAGCUGAGGCGAAGGCGAAAAGAGGUGCUCAGCUACUUGAAAAGCAGAAGAUUGAAGAGGCAAAGAUUCCAAGCUGCAACUCAAGAUGGAGUGACCAAGAUGGUGGAAAGGUAGAGUUAUUCACAAAUGAUGUGCAUGGAUUUUCAUGUGUAGUUUAUUAUUAUUUAUCUUCUAAAAUUUGUAUCCAUGAUUAA
Asparagus officinalis (garden asparagus) is the source of this 763-nucleotide messenger RNA. Its product is annotated as membrane-associated progesterone-binding protein 4. NCBI's taxonomy places the organism in Eukaryota, Viridiplantae, Streptophyta, Magnoliopsida, Asparagales, Asparagaceae. Bases 68 to 763 code for a protein of 231 amino acids. The transcript has 7 exons. The record is from RefSeq and is a predicted model, not a curated record. Gene Ontology annotation, cellular component: endomembrane system; membrane.